GGCGGCACCGUAACUCCGGCCGGCUGCCCCUAAACCCAAAUGGUCCAUCCCCAUCUGGCCAGCUCGUCCUUUACGAGUGCUCGGACGGUCCAACGCCAGAUCUCCAGAUUUCCAGGCUAUCUCUCAUUUCUCGUUCUGUUUCUCGCGUCGGGACCUGUCUGCAUUUGCUUUCUUUCUUCUCUCUCUCCUUCAGAUAAGCUACCUUUUCUGUUCUACGCUCUUAAUUCCUUUUCAAUCACAACACCGCAGCCAUGUCCGACACAUUCCAGGAGCUCGCCGAUAUCCCCAGGGACUUUGUCCGGGAUGGCAUGCAGUUUGUCCACAGAUGCACCAAACCCGACAAGCGUGAAUUCAUCAAGAUCAGCCAGGCCGUUGGCAUGGGCUUCCUCAUUAUGGGCGCGAUCGGCUACUUCAUCAAGUUGAGUAAGUGACUCAAAUCAAACAGUGUCGCGUGGGCUCUGGGACAGGGACUGACGGAGGUUGCCAGUACACAUCCCUAUCAACAACAUC
Messenger RNA from Paecilomyces variotii, 510 nucleotides. Its product is annotated as translocase SEC61 complex gamma subunit. The annotation marks the transcript as partial. The record is from RefSeq and is a predicted model, not a curated record. Gene Ontology annotation, biological process: protein targeting; post-translational protein targeting to membrane, translocation. Lineage: Eukaryota; Fungi; Ascomycota; Eurotiomycetes; Eurotiales; Thermoascaceae. Gene Ontology annotation, cellular component: membrane; Ssh1 translocon complex. Gene Ontology annotation, molecular function: transmembrane protein transporter activity. The transcript has 4 exons.